Suillus fuscotomentosus is the source of this 553-nucleotide messenger RNA. RefSeq lists its product as uncharacterized. NCBI's taxonomy places the organism in Eukaryota, Fungi, Basidiomycota, Agaricomycetes, Boletales, Suillaceae. The coding region runs from base 133 to 474 and encodes 113 amino acids. The record is from RefSeq and is a predicted model, not a curated record. The transcript is spliced from 2 exons.
CACAGUCUGUUCAAUCACAUCAACGGUCAUACCAUCCUGACUUGCAGUUGUGCGUAAGUGCUGGGCUGUUGGAACAUAUGGCAUCUAGUAUCAUUCGCCCUGGAAUGAUCGAAGUGAAUGUUGCGCUUCUAAAUGGAACCUAACAAACAGGAACAUCUCCUUGGAUAUGUCGGUUUCAAAGUGAUGUUUGAGCGGUGCUCCGCGCUGGAGCCAUGUCUAAAAGAAGGGAAGAAGAACGUGAUGCACUCUGUCGGCCUUGGGCCUGACAGGGAGGGCAGUCCACGUGUGAAUGUCGAACGGAUCUUGCUUCCUCUCAGACAAAGCGGCGAGUUAGCUCCAUGCGUGAUCGAGAAUGCAGAAGAUGAGCAGCAGGAGAUACCGGUGGUUCAAGUGCAUGGAAUUGAAGCCACAAGCUACCGAAGAUCCGAGGUUCUAUCUUUACUGGAGAACGUGCAGGCUCAGGCAGUCUGCUAAUCAUAAAUAUCAAUUUUGUUACCAACACUAUUCUGGUACUAGCUUUUUAUUUAUCUGGGCCUGUCGCGUUCGAGUUAAC